Molecule: messenger RNA, 1605 nt
Organism: Dioszegia hungarica
Lineage: Eukaryota; Fungi; Basidiomycota; Tremellomycetes; Tremellales; Bulleribasidiaceae
Product: GDP dissociation inhibitor-domain-containing protein
Exons: 5
Coding region: 1-1605 (534 amino acids)
Biological process (GO): small GTPase-mediated signal transduction; protein geranylgeranylation; vesicle-mediated transport
Cellular component (GO): Rab-protein geranylgeranyltransferase complex; nucleus; cytosol
Molecular function (GO): GDP-dissociation inhibitor activity
Source: RefSeq, a predicted model, not a curated record
AUGGAGCUCGAAUCAGACACAUACGACGUCGUAGUGAUAGGUACAGGGCUGGCAGAGAGUCUGGCAGCAGCCUCCCUCGCCAACUCGGGCAAGACCGUGCUCCACCUCGACCCUAACGAAUACUACGGCGCCUCCCAGGCUUCUUUGACGCUCGACGAGCUCUCUUCGUGGGCGACUGCUCGAUCGGGAUCCUCUGCAUCUGCCGAAGCUGGACCCAGUACACCUGCACCGUCGAUCUACAUCUCCGCCCAAAGACGGCGCUACACCCACGCCUCCACCUCCGCCCUGUCCCCCGCCCUCCAGGCCUCUCGGCGGCAGUACGCACUCUCGCUCUACCCUGCUCUUCUCCCCAGUCGAGGUCCGCUUAUAUCCACCCUGAUCACUUCGGGAGUGAGCAACUACGUCGGCUUCCGGAUCCUCGAUUCAAUCAGCGUAUGGCGAGGGGAGGGGCAGGAGGUCAAGCGAGUCCCGGGGAGUAAGGAGGAGGUAUUUAAGGAUAAGAGUAUUGGGCUGGUGGAUAAGCGGAGGUUGAUGAAGUUUUUGAUGUUUGUGGCUGGCGAGUUUGAGGGGGAGGAGCUGUUGAAAGGCAAGGAAGCGCUCGCACUGCCGGAAUUCUUGGCUCAGUCGUUCUCAAUACCACCCGGACUAUGUCAAGAGAUUACAUACGCGAUAGCACACUGUUCCUCACCAAACGAAGCGACACUACCUGCUCUGCAACGGACAAGAAGAUAUCUGAAAUCUAUCGGCCGAUAUGGACCCAGCGCAUUCUUGGUGGGGCAAUACGGCGGUGCGGGAGAAGUAGCACAAGGCUUCUGCCGUGCCUGCGCCGUAAAAGGCGGUACAUACGUCCUUGGCAGUCAAGCGGAUAUCGAGUCCCUCGACAUCUCAUCAGAAAAAGAUAUCGAGACGCCAAUAACGAUGAAGCUCGCAUGCCACCCUCGACCAAUCUCCGCAAAACACCUCAUCACGACCCCGGAUCACCUACCUCCCCAUCUUCUCCCUAAUCCAACCGGACCAGGCCCAGAACGGACCACAGCGCACUGUAUAGCCGUCCUCUCAUCCUUCCCGGUCCUGCUCAGACGAAAGGCAGACGCAGAAGAGACCGAAGAGAGAGAAGAGGAUGACACGGCCGUGGUGCUGUUCCCGCCUGAAGGGGAGAGAGGUCUGGUCAGGGGUCUGUUGAUGGGUGAGGGGACCGGGAGUUGCCCAGCUGGACAAUUCAUUCUGUACCUCAGCUCGACCGUCACCGAUGCGGAUGCGGUAGACCCGAAGACCGUUCUGAGACCAUAUCUCGAGCGCCUUAGCCAAGAGCCACUAUUCGAGGCGUACUACCUCUCGCACGACACACAGUCCCCGCCAACAGCCCCAUCCAGCUCAGAGUCGCCCCAGUAUGCCGCAGGAAGGGUAGUCGUAGUGGAAUCAUAUAGCCAGGGAGAGUCGAUAACGGAAGGUCUUGACUGGGAGGCGGAGCAGGGCGAGAAGGCGUUCUGGGCGGUCAUGGGUGAUAAGGAUAAGCUCGAGGCGGGAGUCAAGGGGUGGUGGGAGAAAGAUGGGGAGGUGGAAGAGGGAGAAGGAGAAGAGGAGGUCGAGCUGCAGGGCCUGUGA